Messenger RNA from Bufo bufo (common toad), 3421 nucleotides. It is a transcript of the gene HSPA2, whose product is annotated as heat shock protein family A (Hsp70) member 2. Gene Ontology annotation, biological process: vesicle-mediated transport; protein refolding; cellular response to unfolded protein. The transcript is spliced from 2 exons. Gene Ontology annotation, molecular function: misfolded protein binding; ATP-dependent protein folding chaperone; heat shock protein binding. Gene Ontology annotation, cellular component: plasma membrane; cytoplasm; nucleus. The record is from RefSeq and is a predicted model, not a curated record. Lineage: Eukaryota; Metazoa; Chordata; Amphibia; Anura; Bufonidae. The coding region runs from base 56 to 1969 and encodes 637 amino acids.
CACUUGCUCUACGACUCGUUUGAGAGAUACAAGUCCUGGAAAAGUUCUAGCCAGAAUGUCCGCCAACGCUCCGGCCGUGGGUAUCGACUUGGGCACCACGUACUCCUGCGUAGGGGUCUUCCAGCAUGGCAAGGUGGAGAUCAUCGCCAACGACCAGGGCAACCGCACCACCCCGAGCUACGUCGCCUUCACCGACACCGAGAGGCUGAUAGGGGACGCUGCCAAGAACCAAGUCGCCAUGAACCCGACCAACACCAUUUUCGACGCCAAGCGAUUGAUCGGCCGACAUUUCGACGACGCCACCGUGCAAGCCGACAUGAAGCACUGGCCCUUCACCGUGAUCGACGACGGGACCAAACCUAAAGUCGAGGUGGAGUACAAGGGGGCGAGGAAGAGCUUCUUCCCGGAGGAGAUCUCGUCCAUGGUGCUGACCAAGAUGAAGGAGAUCGCCGAGGCUUACCUGGGGAAGAAGGUGCCCAACGCCGUCAUCACGGUGCCCGCUUACUUCAACGACUCGCAGCGGCAGGCGACCAAGGACGCGGGCACCAUCGCGGGCAUCAACGUGCUGCGCAUCAUCAACGAGCCCACGGCGGCCGCCAUCGCCUACGGGCUGGACAAGAAGGGCGGCGGCGAGCGCAACGUGCUGAUCUUCGACCUGGGCGGCGGCACCUUCGACGUGUCGGUGCUGACCAUCGACGACGGCAUCUUCGAGGUGAAGUCCACGGCCGGCGACACGCACCUGGGCGGCGAGGACUUCGACAACCGCAUGGUCACGCACUUCGUGGAGGAGUUCAAGCGCAAGAACAAGCGCGACAUCAGCGGCAACAAGCGGGCGCUGCGGCGGCUGAGGACGGCGUGCGAGCGGGCCAAGCGCACCCUGUCGUCCAGCACCCAGGCCAGCCUGGAGAUCGACUCGCUGUACGAGGGCGUCGACUUCUACACCUCCAUCACCCGCGCCCGCUUCGAGGAGCUGAACGCCGACCUGUUCCGCGGCACCCUGGAGCCGGUGGAGAAGGCGCUGCGCGACGCCAAGCUGGACAAGGCGCAGAUCCGCGAGAUCGUGCUGGUCGGCGGCUCCACGCGCAUCCCCAAGAUCCAGAAGAUGCUGCAGGACCUCUUCCACGGCAAGGAGCUCAACAAGAGCAUCAACCCGGACGAGGCGGUGGCGUACGGGGCGGCGGUGCAGGCCGCCAUCCUGACCGGGGACAAGUCGGAGAACGUGCAGGACCUGCUGCUGCUCGACGUCACCCCGCUCUCCCUGGGCAUCGAGACGGCCGGAGGGGUGAUGACCGCCCUCAUCAAGAGGAACACCACCAUCCCCACCAAGCAGACGCAGACCUUCACCACCUACUCCGACAACCAGCCCAGCGUGCUGGUGCAGGUCUACGAGGGCGAGAGGUCCAUGACCAAGGACAACAACCUGCUGGGCAAGUUCGACCUGAUGGGCAUCCCCCCUGCCCCUAGAGGGGUGCCGCAGAUCGAGGUGACCUUCGACAUCGACGCCAACGGCAUCCUGAAUGUAACGGCCGCCGACAAGAGCACCGGCAAAGAGAGCAAGAUCACCAUCACCAACGACAAGGGCCGGCUGAGCAAAGAAGACAUUGACCGGAUGGUGAACGAUGCCGAGAAGUACAAGGAGGAAGACGAAACCAACCGAGAACGUGUAUCGGCCAAGAACGGGCUGGAGUCCUAUGUCUACCAGAUCAAACAGACGGCCGAAGACGAGAAGCUGAAGGGCAAAGUGAGUGACCAAGACAGGGAGAAGAUACUGUCCAAAUGCAGAGAGGUCAUCGAGUGGCUGGAGAAGAACCAGAUGGCCGAAAAAGACGAAUUCGAGCACAAGCAAAAAGAGCUGGAGAAGCUGUGGAACCCGAUCAUGAGCAAAGUGUACCAGGGUGGAGCUGGCAACCCUGGCGGUGCUGCCGCAGGGGGGUCAGCGGGGGGCCCUACUAUAGAAGAAGUAGAUUAGAUUUACCAUUAGGGGGUAUUGUUCUCUUUUUUAGAUUGUUCCCCCCCCCCACCCCCCCCUAAAGGCGUCGGGUUCCUAGAUUUUAUUUUUAUUUUUCAGCACUUAAUUGCAGGAACUUAAAGCACUUCAAGGAAAUCUCCACCUUUCUGGAAGUUUCCAGAGCGCCAUUAAACUACCAGUGCCAGCAAUGCCCUAGGCAUCACAAUUACUGUAGGACCAGCGCGCUUUGAUCUCUGGCAUUUCCCGUUGAUGGAUACAGCAGCAGAGAGAGGACCUCUAAGAAACUUUCCACCAAGGUGGAGAUUUCCUUUCAUUCUUUUUCAUUGCAGUUGCCAAAGUCAGCGCGUAGCUUUAACGCUCAGGGUAGUGCGAGUGUUUUUUUUUGUUUUGUUUUUUUAAUCAAAGACCCUCAAAAUUUGGAUGUGUGCUUCAUUAACCCAUUGUAGUGUGGCUGCAAAAGCCGUCAUCACGUGUACAUACAGGAGAUUGUUACAGUGAUGAUCAGAGCAGUGUAUACGGGAGACUCUGGUUGUUAUACAGUUAAACAUGUUACAGGCUAUUGUUAAAAGGUUUAGGAAAGUUCUGUGUAUGUUCAGAGUUGCAGAUAUUGAUGGCCUAUCCUCAGGAAAGGUGUCGGAUCAGUGGGGGCCUGACUGUCGGCACCCUCGACGAUCAUCUGGUUAAAAGGGCUGCAGCAUUCUUGCAAGCACUCCUUGUCAUUUGCAGGGUGCAGGAUACCUGAAAGCUGCAGUACCCUGUACGGCCACCAGGUGCACGGCCUGUAGCUGCUGAUCCAGCCUAUUGUGAGGAUAAACGGUUAAUAUUGUGAACUCAGAAAUUCACUUUGAGGCCACAUUCAACAGCCACAAUGUAGCUGAAUCUAGGUGUCCACAUUACGGUCGUAUGGGCCCGAGACUCCACGCAAUGUGAGCGGUCACCUCUCCUGUCUGCAUUCCCGGUGUAAUACCAAUUCUGGAGCCUCUAUUCUUAUGACUCCUAUGUUGUACCAUUCCUUUAUUAUUCCUGCUAGAAGUUAUGUAUGAAUUGCUAGCGGUUUGCAAUGAAGGUCCAGUUGGGUGUUACCAGGGAAUGCAAUCAUGUCAGACUGUGCAGGGACAUCCCCCCCCCCCCCCCCCCCCCCCAAAUGGUAACACCCAUCUAGACCUUCAUUUCAAACUGCUAGUAAUUCAUAACUUCUAGCAGGAAUAAUAGAGGGAUGACACAACAUAGAUUCAUAAGAAUAGAUGUUCUAGGAUUGUUCUUACAUUUGGGGUACAAGUAGUUUUGCAAACAGAUAUGUCAGGAGAAGGAACAGGACCUCUAUAAGUCGCAGUAGACCCUUAUGGUGGUCUAAGGCCCCUCUUGACUUUCCCCCAGUUGCAGAGUUCAGGGGACAAAAGGAUCUCCUGUUGGACAUCUGCUUGCCCAAUCAUUCUUGGGUAGAUAAUUCUC